CACGGACUCAUGAAUUCACUGAUGCUGAUGGCGUUAUUCGAGUUCCGGCGCGCCCAUCUCAAAAAACGACAAUCAAAAUAGAGGUCCUUUUUCCACCGUAACUGAAUAUCUUUUAAGCAAACCACGAGCAGAACUUGAAUUCAUCUCCAAUCACCGUUCUGUUGUUCUGUCGGAGCUUCAUGAAUGCGACCCUACUCAGUUAGCAGAGAGCCGACUUGAACUCGGGGAGCGUGUUAUGAGAAAGGCUACCGAGCUGUGCUCUGUCCAUCCUGGUGACAUGUUGAUACCUGCCAACAUCACCACUCCACAAAGACCAUUCUCCUUAAAAUUGGACGACUUCCGUUUAUCAAAUAUUAUGAUCGAUACUGAUUCGGGUCGAGUAACUGGCUUUAUCGACUUUGAAGCAGCCACCAUUGCACCUGUAUGGGAAUGCGCAGUGAUACCGCGAUGGCUGCAAGAUGCGGAUGACCCAGAAUCCAGUUACGAAGGGGGAACCAGCGAAGAAAGAAGUGUUUUGCGUGCUGCUUUUCUUUCAGUGAUGGAAGGGUCUGCCCGAUACCCAGAGUGGAGAGAGGCAUAUGACAUGGGUCGCCCAUUCCGUCGGCUUACAGACUUGUUGUGCUUCCGGGUAAACGUUUGGGCUUCUGACUACUAUGAGAUCUGGGUGGACGAACGUCUCGAAUGGGCCAAAACCCACCCCGGGAUUGGGUUGCCUGAAACAGACGAACUACAAAUUGACACCCCGUAACUUCUCAAUCUGAAUACUUAGCUCAAUCAUUGAUAACACUAGAGCUACAACUGUAUAUCGUUGUUACGAGCAUUUGAAAGUAGUAAUAAGGGCGCUCCAGAGGGUAAAAUUAGGGCUGGGAUAGGUACAUAUAUGUUUAUAAACAUAUUAUAAACACUCUAGAGUACCCCAGGAUUCUCAAACGACGAAAAAACACCGAGGAGCUAGUCAAAAACACAGUGAGACACUUCAAGAAGAUAGUAAGCCAGGUCAAUGCAAUGCUGACAUAAUCGCUGACAGAAACUCCCGCAGCAGACUUGAUAUUACCUUCCUGAGUUCAAU
This is a messenger RNA of Suillus subaureus, 1069 nucleotides long. RefSeq lists its product as uncharacterized. NCBI's taxonomy places the organism in Eukaryota, Fungi, Basidiomycota, Agaricomycetes, Boletales, Suillaceae. The record is from RefSeq and is a predicted model, not a curated record. The transcript is spliced from 2 exons. The coding region runs from base 236 to 748 and encodes 170 amino acids.